Messenger RNA from Cercospora beticola, 4162 nucleotides. RefSeq names its product DUF3433 domain-containing protein. NCBI's taxonomy places the organism in Eukaryota, Fungi, Ascomycota, Dothideomycetes, Mycosphaerellales, Mycosphaerellaceae. The record is from RefSeq and is a predicted model, not a curated record.
UGAGUUUGUACACUUCCACUUCCUCUGUCGUUUCUGUUUUUGGUUUGAGAGUGCAGCUGGUCUGCCUGAAGCGUGGCCCUAUCUAGGAACUGAUACUGGGACUCUGGAGACAAGAAUGCGACUUUUCAGAUCGAUCACUGGAAACUCUGGAUCGUUUGGAGGAUGGACGAAGUCGAAGAGCCGAGGUGGUGUUAGGACGAAACAGCCAGAUGUUGUUGUUCGAGCGAUACAGGAUGAUGGCCGAGAAGAGCACUCAGGAUCUUGGACACCGCCGACUUUCAAGGUCUGGUACCUGGCUACUCUCAUCGUCUUGACAUGGAUCCUCAUAGCUGUCAUUGCCUGGCUUUUGGUCGUAAGCAACAGAGAGCAAGGCAUCAUUUUCGCAGCCAAUAUCAACGAGCUUCCGCUCAGCAAGUCAUUCACCUAUCUCUACCUUCCUACCAUUAUUUCGGUUUUCUAUGGCUUUCUUUGGACCUGGCUGGACCUGGACAUCAAACGGCUCGAGCCAUACUUCCAAAUGUCGAAAGACGGUGGCGCCUCUGGUGACAACUCAAUCAACUUGGCAUAUCCGUUGCAGUUCCUACUUACCAUACCUUUCUCGGCACUGAAGCGAAGUCAAUGGAACGUAUUUGUGGGCUCUUUGGUAAUAAUUGCGGUGAUUUGGGGUCUCACUCCCAUACAAUCUGGUAUUUUCGCAGUCAGGACGAUCACUAUGCACGAGUCUGUUCCGGGCGUAUAUUCCACCGCGUACAUCCCAUUGAGUCAGCAAGGCAACACCUCGUCGAUAUACGCUCAAUCGGUCUACAAUAUAGCUUGGCUCAAUGAGACCUUGCCGCCCUUCAUGACGAAGGACUACGUACUCAGCCCGUUCAAGGCGAUCAGCGGAUCUAAACACGAAGGCGUCAACACUACGUUCACCGGGCUUACCACAGCCUACAGCGUGGAUCUUUCGUGCGAGGAAGCGACAUUCUGGAAUAAUUCGGGUGGGUAUUACUACAACAGUACGGGAGGCUGUAGCAUGCAGGCUCCAACUUUUCGGCCAUUCGGCGGUAACGACACGAACAGACCUUUCGACACAUUAUAUGCUGGUUAUCAGAAUCGUGAAGGUUUCGCACAGUAUUAUCUCGAAGGGUAUUGUGAUGAAAGAUUCUUCCACCUCUUCUUCGUGCGUUGGUCCAAGGUGACACAGGCGUACAUCCAGACGCCCAUGAACACGGGCAGUAUGGAACCUUUUCAAGCUGAAAAUGAUACUUCGCUGUUCUGCCAGGCUUCCUAUUAUCAACAACAGGUCAAUGCCACGAUCAGCGUGCCGUCAAAUGCUGUAAUCGAGGCCAACCCAAUCGGCGUGAAGCUUCCUCUGCCAGCCGAUCUCUUCAACAUCAGCUCUUUCGAGUGGGCCAUGAACUCAGGCCAGGAGCAGGUAGCCACUCGAGGUGAAUGGCCAACUACUUCCUUCCCCGACCAGAAGUCGCAGUUGCUUGACAUGCCGAUCAAUCUGGACUGGCUACCAAGAAUGGCACCAUUCGCGAUCGCUACGAACAAACUUUCUGCUGAAGAGUAUCUGGAUCCUGAGAAUCUUCGGCAAUCAUAUGAGUCUGCUUAUCGUUUGCUCUUUUCGAGACAAGUAGUCGAUCUCCUCAAGGUGGAAAUCAACGAGACCACGCAGACUCACGGCGCCUACAAAUAUGUCACCCAGGCUGUAAUCGUCGUUCCUGGGUUUGCAUACGCUGCUCUGGCGGUCCUUGGUCUGGUCAUGCUCCUCGCCGUCUGGUUUACUCUUAGCGGCCCCAGAAGGGCGAACAAGUUACGUUACGAUCCUGCAACGAUCGGUGCUUUGAUGGAUCUUACGGCAGGAGAUUCGAGUACAGCAGCAACAUUCGCUUCGCACGACCGUAACGACGAAGACCAUCUCAAAGAGGCAUUGUCAAAAAGGACUUUCGUUUUGGACGAUACGGUAGCGAGUCAUAGCGAUGCGCAUGUCCGCUUGCAUGAAGUCAACGUUGAGCCAAGCCCAAUGGCAAUAGAAAGACCGAGCUCUGAAAAUUAUGGUAUUCGACCUCUCGAGAUGAAAGCGUACAUCGGGGCGAUAUUCUUGACACUACAGUGUGCGGCAGUCGUGAAUUUCGCAGUCCUGUUCGCGAAAGCAAGGAAGACUCAUGGCCUGGCACUACCAUCGACAUCGACUUUUGUUCGACAGCUACUCGAGAAUUACGUUCCAAUCGCUCUUGCGACAUUGAUCGAGCCUUUCUGGCUAAUUCUGAAUCGACUCGUUGGCCUACUGCAGCCUUUCGAGGAGAUGCGCAAAGGCAGCGCUACAGCUCAGAGGUCUAUCGACUUGGACUACUCCUCCCUGCCGCCUCAAUUCUUGUUUAUGAGGGCAAUCAAAGCGCGCCACUUCACCAAGGCAGCAGUCUGCUUCAUGGUGUUGCUUGCUAAUGUGCUUUCUGUUGCCCUCAGCGGAUUGAUGUACGAAGGAACCAACUUGAUAACUCAUACGUCCGGCAUGAUAAUGCCCUACCUCCCUUCCUUAGUGGAGCUUCGGGGCACAGGGCCGCCUUUCAACGGCGCUCUCAGGGAGAACUCAGAUGGAAGUGGGACUGUGGAGCCUUUCUAUCGAGCUAUGUCCAACGUGACUGCGGACACACCGUUGCCGCCCUGGGCUGGUGAAAACAUUGCAUACUGGCCAAUGGACACGGCUGCGCUGAGUCCAAGCGCUCACCUGGAGAUCAACACUUCUGCGUUGGCUGCUGAACUUGUUUGCUACCCUCUAGGCGCCAAAAAUUAUGUGCUUGACUUCGCGGAAGACGCGUCCUCUGUCAAUUUCAACAUGCCACUCCAAUAUAGCUCGAGCGAGAUCGUCACUUGCAGCAACUUCAAGUCUUGGACUCGGGCUUUUGGUGUCUCAGGCCUCAAUUCGACAUCCAACCCGGAGCCAGGUCGGCAGGCACUGGAGAUGAGUGCCAUGCUGUCCACUCGUAGCGUUUAUGCAUCUGAACUCGACGUCGGACAAGAUACCACAGAUGCCUCGGAUGCUCGUGACCUCUUCUGUCGACAGCACAUCGUGUCCGGAUGGCUGAGAGCCGAUUGGCGAGCGAAAACCAGCAGACGCAACAGCAGGGGCAAUUAUGACUUCCAAGCAGACUCUCUCAACUCGACAUUCAUCAUUUGUAGACCCACGAUCUUGACUGGCAAUGCGAGUGCAAUCUUCGACGCGGCCGGGCGAGUGACGAAAGAACUCUCCGCCGACUUGAUUACACCAAACCAGACAUUAUUCUCCGACCUCAUCGCUCAGACAAACCGCUUCUUGGUCGACAGCGGCGCGACAUGGCACAACGAUUCUUUCCCAUCAGACUACAACAACUAUCUUAUCGAACAAGCACGUUCGGCUACCACCAAGACCUUACUCAAUCCCGAAGCCCCUCCUCCGGAGGCCACUGACGCCGCCGAACAAUAUGCACGAGUGUACAACCGCCUCUUCCCCAUUCUCGUCUCCACGAAUCACCAGUAUCUCUUCCAGCACAAUGAAGCCGGAACGUCGAUCCAGGCCACAAUAAUAACUCCCGAAACCCGCAUUCUAUUCUCAACACCCGCGUUCGUCGUUGUAGAGGCCAUCUUCGGCCUGUACAUCCUCACCACUAUCAUCUUCUACGCUCGACGUCCUUGGAGAAUCUUACCAAGGUUGCCCAGCACAAUUGCGAGCCAGAUUGCAUUUUUCGCGGGAAGUCAGUCGCUCAGAGAUAUGGCUGAAUGGCGAGGUGACAGACGCCAGGGCAGGAAGGCAUGGAGAUGGGGAUUUGGAGAAUAUGUGGCAGUGGAUGGCAGUGUACGAUUGGGGAUCGAGAGAGAACCUUUGGUCAAACGAAUGUAUUCUGGGAAUGACGGACGCUAUAGUGAAGAGCCUCCGCCUUACGAGGAAGAUGGUGUGAAUUACAGAUGAGGAGGUUUGAAAGCGUUUAGCAAUUAAGAGCACAUGUCAUAUGGCCGCAUGGCUCUUCUCCACAAUGCAUGAUAGCGGUCCACACGGAUGGGGAGUGGAUACUGGGAGGAACAGCAACAAGGUUCGAAACAGACGUCGAUCUUCGUUCGUCUAAGCCUGCUGCCCAGCAUGUCUCUUUCUUUAGAGGUAGGGCACCUUACGAACUGUGAUUUGUCAGUACCAACG